This is a messenger RNA of Coniophora puteana RWD-64-598 SS2, 2733 nucleotides long. RefSeq lists its product as uncharacterized. The record is from RefSeq and is a predicted model, not a curated record. The transcript has 14 exons. NCBI's taxonomy places the organism in Eukaryota, Fungi, Basidiomycota, Agaricomycetes, Boletales, Coniophoraceae. Bases 1 to 2733 code for a protein of 910 amino acids.
AUGACUCUACUCACCGCUAUUCUGCGAUGCCUUCGGAGAGCCUCUGCGCCUCUCAAGAGGAUGAUUGGGCGGGUUCUGUUCUUGUUCAGUUACAUCUUCCGGUUGCGACGGUGCUCGCGUACCCCAUCAGAUCACCAACCACCCCCUGCAGUAAAGGAACACUCUUUCAUCGCUGCUAUGACUCUUCCAGAGCGCUUACAAGGCCCUAUCGAGGCGAGUGGGCCAGGGACGUGUCCACCUCCCCGACCACCCUCUUCGGCAUCUUCAGGCCCCAUCGGCAUCUGCGUUGAUGAUUCGCACUUUACACCCGACGAUGGACGUAGCACUCGAUCGUGCUCACCAAACCAUGGACUGGCGCCAUCUUCGAUACAGCACUUGAGCCCCGAUGCUAGCCCAAGAAGUACAUCGCGCUCGCGGCUUUGGGCCCCGUCAGAAGAUGAGCCCGGCACUAGCAAUCGGCCUUAUGGUGUCUACUUGGAAGCGCCCGAUCAUCCCGGAGGCGUCAACGGGUCCACUCAGAGUUUCACUUCUUCCCUGACCGGACGAAGACCGCCCAGCAUGCUAAGCAGGGAGAGCGUAGAGUCCCGGAAGGGCAAGUAUCGUUCUUACAAUGGCUCGACCCAUUCCAUUGGCAAGGUGACAGGGCCUGCGAGAUCUCCUGUGGUAUCUGCCAGGGCUAGCCAGGAGCUCCAUAUUGGUCAAAUAGGGAUUCCUGUAUCUUCCAAUCAGGCGCUAACCAUGCCUCCCGGUCGAACGUUGGCUCCGCCUGUCGAUGGACAAGGUGACUCGAUAUCAUUAGGAACUACUCAGGUUGCUGGAACGAUUGAGUUAGUUCCUUCCGAACAAUCAUAUGAUGUCCCCGUCGCUCCGAUGUUGCCCGUCGAGCUGCAACGAUACGAGCGCCGCGGUAUCAAUAAAAUGACAACCUCGGACUAUGCAGUCCCAUGCAUGACAGCGUACUGUCCCGAACAUGAAUCCGAUUAUCCCUCCGGAGACUCGAAUCCAAUCCCACAGGAUUGGCAAAUGUGUUCACAUCCCGAAGGUGCAGCCUUCUACUACUGCGAGAGCAAGAGAGCGUUUACAGACGUUGACGUAUGCGACAACGACAUCCAGUCGGAUGUCGAAUGGUAUAUUGAUUACCUCCACGACAAACUAAAGGACAUGCUGGCUUGCAACCGUCACUAUAGUAAGCAACAGAAAAGUGCGAUAGAGCAUAACUCUAUGCUAGUCGUCGAACCGCAGCUCAAACGCACUGCGGGCGAGGACGAGGUGAUCAUCCUUUACUACUUUGUCAACCCCGAUGGUCGGACUAUAUUCUGGCUGCACGACACCGACUACACAUUUUUUGGCGUUGAAGGCGUCACCCAAAUGUCACACAAAAAACUAGCGAUAACUGCACAUUAUUGGAAGCACUGGGAUAUGUACCCGCUGAAUUGCAAAGUUGACAGCGCCUUAGUAAACGAAGUUAAAGACAUCAUCCUUCACGCUAAGUGUGAUCAUGCGACCUCUAAGUACACUGCUGGGCCUGUUGGCCCUGGAGAAGUGAAUGAAUAUCUGUCAAUACUUGAUAAGAUCAAACAACCGGACAAGUCAGAGUCCAACCUCUACGUGUCGUGUAUCAUUGGACGUAUGAUGUUUACCAUUGCCUACAAUCAGUAUCUUAACUUUCACGGACAACCGUGCGCACGCCUCAACUCGAAUGACAGUGUCUAUGGAUGGAAGUACAAACCUUCGCUAUGGAUGAAGGUUGGUUCGUGGUUACUGCUCCGCGCACCAGAGUCCCAUGUCUCCGCCCUUCAUGAUAUUUGUACGGACGGCAUUGCUAGCAAACACACAUGGAGUGAUUUUGUAGCGGGGUUGAAUGCACAGCUUCAAGACUUUAACCUUCUCGCUACUGUGCUGUUGAACGCCAACGUCGGGUUCCUUGCCAUACAGUCCGUUGAUAAUGGAUCCAACCCACAAGCGGUUGCGAAUGAUGCGGCUGACCCCACGCGCUCAUGGACCCAGAUAGCGAGCUACUGGUCGUUGGCGUUUAGUAUUGGAAGUAUGAUCCUCGGUACCUUCCUCGUCCGCUUUCAUCAGGGCCCAGAACACAAAGAUGCCCAUGCAGUGGCUCAGUUUCUGAAGAAAAUGCGAUCCGAAAAGCGUGGCCUUGAGCGUUUAGCGGUUGUCUACAGUCUUCCGUACGCGCUUCUCAUGUGGGGUAUCGUCUGCUUCUUUUGUGCAUUUGCCAUUGAAUCGUGUCAACGCGGACAACGACGUGACUUCGUCUCUGUAGGCUCGAUAUUCGGGAUUAUCUUCGGUCUCAUCGUAUACGCCAUCAUUUCGAUCCUGUAUGGACCAUGCGAAAGAAGGGUUAAAGAUCACGUCUCGUCGUUCAGACCCAAACUGUCUGACUUCGAGGCGCUCAAAAGCAAGAUUGGACUUGCUUCUUCAUCCGCCGAGAAGCGGGGGAAAGGGCCGUCGUGGUGGAAUCGUCGCAAGCCUCUCGAUUCCGAAGCCGGAGAUUACCUCUCCGAUAAUAUCAGGGGGUCGCCUAGUAGGGGCGCACAAGUUGAGGUUUUCAGUCAUACAAGCUUUGCAGAUGGAACACAGCAUGAAUCCUCCCUCGUGUCGAUGAGUGACGACAUACCCCUUCACAGCCUAUCGUCCGGUCGGCCACAGCGUCCUGCGAUCACCAUCUCAGAUGAGCGACAUCAUGAUCUGUCCCGUUCCCAGAGUUCGCCCACGUAG